UAAACCAACCUCACUUCAUUAUUUCCUCUCAUAGAAUUCAUCUUCACAUCCUGCAGCAUCCAGCCCUUCACAAUAUUCACAUUACUCCAACUCAAACAACUACUCUUCCAUUCCAUCACCAGAAAUCACAAACAUAUCGAUAUCGAUCAAGAACAAACUCCCUUUCAUGGACUUUUUGGCUACUGCUACAUACAUUACCUUCUUUCUCUCAACUCUUCUGUUAUAUUGCUUGACAAUCAAAAAAGGCCAAACUGAAACAACAGCAAAAACUACUCAAGCUCCCUCCUGGGACAAUGGGAUUACCGUAUUUCGGAGAGACUCUUCAGUUUUACUCUCAAGAUCCUAAUGUUCUGUUUGCAGCAAAACAAAAAAGGUACGGAGAUGUAUUUAAAACGCACAUCCUUGGUUGCCCUUGUGUAAUGUUGGCAAGCCCAGAGGGAGCUCGGUUUGUGCUGGUGACUCAUGCUGAUUUGUUUAAGCCUACGUACCCGAAAAGCAAGGAGAAGCUGAUUGGUCCUUCUGCACUGUUCUUUCACCAAGGACAGUAUCAUGCUCAGCUGAGGAAGCUGGUGCAGAGUUCCUUGUCUCCUGAAGCAAUCCGGAAACUGAUUCCUGAUAUUGAGGCCACAGCCAUUUCUAGUUUGGAAUUAUGCGCCAAGCAACGAGUUGCUAACACCUUUGAAGAGAUGAAGAAGUUCUCAUUUGAGGUGGGGAUUCUCUCAAUAUUUAGUCAGUUAAACAGCAGUUACAAAACUGAGUUGAAAAAAAACUACUGCAUUGUAGACAAGGGGUACAAUUCUUUUCCAACAAACUUGCCAGGGACAGCAUAUCAGAAGGCUACAAGGGCGAGGAAGAGAAUCACUCAAAUUUUGAGUGAGAUUAUCAGGGAGAGAAAGGAAAAGAAAUUGUUAGAGAAGGAUCUAUUAGGCCAUCUACUCGACUACAAAGAUGGCAAUGGGCAGUCAUUAACUGAGGACCAAAUCACGGAUAACAUCAUCGGAGUACUUUUUGCUGCCAGGGACACGACAGCCAGUGUCAUAACAUGGAUUCUGAAGUACCUCCAUGAUGACCAUACACUUCUAGAAGCUGUCAAGAAUGAGCAAAGGAUGAUAUUUGAGUCAAAUAACAGAGGCAUGCUUCCGUUAACAUGGGCUCAGAGUCGAAAUAUGCCAAUAACAUCUGGGGUCAUAUUAGAGAGCUUGAGGAUGGCAAGCAUCAUAUCUUACACCUUUAGAGAAGCAGUGGUUGAUGUCCAAUAUAAUGGGUACCUUAUACCUAAGGGCUGGAAGGUGAUGCCAUUAUUCAGGAGCAUCCACCAUAAUCCAGAGUUCUUCGCUGAUCCUCAGAAGUUCAAUUCAUCGAGAUUCAAGGUUUCUCCAAAACCCAAUACUUAUAUGCCAUUUGGAAAUGGAGUGCAUGCUUGUCCCGGAAAUGAACUUGCCAAGCUAGAGAUACUUAUUUUGAUCCACCAUCUGGUUACCAAAUAUAGGUGGGAGGUGGUUGAAUCCAACGACGCAAUUCAGUACUGUCCAUUUCCAGUCCCUCUGCAUGGACUCCCUGCCAAAUUUCGGAAAGAUCAAGGACACGAAGUGUUAAAAUAGCAGAAGAUGCCAUUAGAAUUACAAUGCAUUGCAUUAUGUAAUAGAAGUUUAUGUUUAGGCUCCCCAAUUGAUUUACAGUAAAUAAAACUAUUUCUUUACUCUCAUGAUCUACAUGUACUACAU
This is a messenger RNA of Daucus carota subsp. sativus, 1724 nucleotides long. Its product is annotated as abscisic acid 8'-hydroxylase 4-like. The record is from RefSeq and is a predicted model, not a curated record. NCBI's taxonomy places the organism in Eukaryota, Viridiplantae, Streptophyta, Magnoliopsida, Apiales, Apiaceae. Gene Ontology annotation, molecular function: (+)-abscisic acid 8'-hydroxylase activity; heme binding; iron ion binding. Gene Ontology annotation, biological process: sterol metabolic process. The coding region runs from base 294 to 1601 and encodes 435 amino acids. The transcript is spliced from 9 exons.